Meleagris gallopavo (turkey) is the source of this 1827-nucleotide messenger RNA. Lineage: Eukaryota; Metazoa; Chordata; Aves; Galliformes; Phasianidae. The record is from RefSeq and is a predicted model, not a curated record.
CGACCUGAUGUCAUUUCCACCCCGGCUGGGCUGCGUCUGAGAUAUGUCACGGGGAGUGGGAGGAGGAGGAGGGGGAGCCAGCGAGUGCGCGCCGUGCCCCAGGACCCUGUUUACUUUGCAUUCCCGGCCGAGGAAGCCCUGGUUUAAAUAGGAUCGGAGGCGCGGGCUGCCCACAGCUGAGGAGGAAAUGCUUGCUGCGGGGCUUUAAAUUCCUGCGUUCCCAUGCGCGGGUGCAGAGGAUGAGCCUGCAGAAUGCCUUUCCUCUUGGGUCUCAGACAGGACAAGGAAACCUGCAUGGGUGUCAACAAUCAAAGUUACAUAUGUGAAACGGGCCACUGUUGUGGACAGUCCCAGUGUUGCAACUACUACUAUGAACUCUGGUGGUUUUGGCUGGUGUGGACCAUCAUCAUCAUCCUCAGCUGCUGUUGUGUUUGCCACCACCGCCGCACCAAGCAUCGUCUGCAGGCCCAGCAGCGGCAGCAUGAGAUCAACUUGAUUGCUUACCGGGAAGCCCACAACUAUUCAGCCCUGCCAUUUUAUUUCCGGUUUCUGCCAAAUUAUUUACUACCUCCCUACGAGGAAGUGGUGAACAGACCGCCGACCCCCCCACCGCCAUACAGUGCCUUACAUCAGCAGUGUGUCCCAGCAGGCAGCAGUAGCACAAUCCCAGACACGCCGAGAAACCUGCAGCCAGCACAGAGCAGCUCGGCGGUGCCCAGCGGCAAUAACAGCAGUACUGACAGCACCGGGUCCCCUGGCCUCGGAGACCCCGAGCCUUCCAGCGCCGCGCUGGUCGAGCGAGCAGUAGCCAAAAUGCAAAGUGUGGAGCCUGGCGGCACCAGCACGGGAGCCGAGCUGGUGGAGAGGGCCGGUCCCGAAAAGGAUGCGGAGUGCAAGGAGGAACUGCUGAAAGGUUACAGCUCGGAGAGCUUGGAGCAGAGCAGCGCCAUUCCCGACGCCAAGGACAAGACGCCGGGCAGGCAGCGCCGCUUCACGGGCGACUCGGGCAUCGAAGUCUGCGUAUGCAACCGGGGCCAUCACGACGAUGACCUCAAGGAGUUCGACGGGCUCAUCAAUGAUGCUCUGGACGGGCCCCUGGACUUCUGUGACAGCUGCAGCGGCCGCCCGCACGGCGAUGAGGAGGAAGGGCUUUUUAAUGCCACGGAGGAGCAGCACCGCGAACACAGCCACCACCACCUGCCCCGGCAGCCGGUGUGUGUACUCUUGAACACAAUAAAUGAGCAGGACUCUCCAAACUCCCGCACCAACAGCUCCCCCAGCUAAGGAGGCAGAGCGGGAAGGAGAACCGGGGGGAAAAGGAAGAAAUAAGUGAAAUAAGCAGAUAGAAACUUUGAAAGGAGAAAAAGGUGAUAUAACCUUUUUUGUUCUUGGUUGUUUUUUUUUUUCUUUUCCCCCUCCAGUGUAAUUCGGGGACUCGUCCUGAAGGCCCGGCUUGUGGGGACGGGCUGCUCUGGAUUUCGUUAAUCAUGUCCGUUCUGCUCCGUGGGGCAGGGACUGUUUGUCAAUGAGACCUUCUCACAAAUUGAACUUUUCCAAUGGUGAUUUUGGUGAUGGUUAUUAUGAGUUUGUUGGUAUUAGUUUUCCAGAACACUGCUUUAUCUCGCAAUCAGUAAAGCUCAGCAAAUCUCACCCUGGGAGGAUACGAAAUCACCACAACGCUUCAACCUCCAGGUGUCUUCCCAGAAGCAAGCAGCUUCUGACAGUGCCGGCAGUCAGUAGCCCAAGAGUUCUGGUUUGAUAUAGUGCUCUUGAGGCAUUGUGGGUUUUUUUUUUUCCACAUUUUAGGGUUGUUUUUUUUUUUUUCUU